AGGACGCAGCAAGUCCAUAGCGAGGCAGGCGAUGCUGCGGGCACGGACGCUUGCUGCGCAAUGCCUACGACGGGAGGCUGCUGCGCGCUCUAGAUGCAGCGGGAGGAGCGCUGGAGCGGCGUGUGCAGCUGCUAUGCCAACACCCGGCAGCAGCAGGGUUGUACAUGCCGGAUGCACGCUGCGGCGGUGUCUUCAAUCAGACGCACCAGGAGCGGCGACAGCGACGACUCAGAGCGAUGGGAGCGGAGGUCUGAUGCAGCAUAGCGACGUUGCUGCGCAAGGAUCCCAAGAGGCAGGCGCAUUGAGAACAGCACCAGCGCCAGACCCGGCUCUCCGGUUCGAUUUCGACGACGAUGUUGCCGGGCUGGUAGAGCGGCUCAACUACCUCGGGACACAAAACCGCGACAAUAGCAACCGCAACAACGGGGCCAGCGCAGCUAAGGAGGGGUUGCAGCUGCUCCAGGCAGCGCGCAGCAGAGGGACGAAGGACGCCCGGUUGUACAAGGCGGUUUUCAAGCUGCUGUCGGUGAACACCAACGCCGCGGCGAUCAGCAGCCUCUCGGAACAGAUGAAGCAAGACGGGAUCAAGCCUGACGUGGAAACUUACAACUUGAUCAUCUACGGGUACGCGAGCAGCAAGGACGUGGCCGGGGCGCGACGGACGUACGAAGAGCUGCUAUCGAGCGGCUUGGAAGCGAACGAAACGACGCUGUCCAACAUGGUCGUCGCUAACUCCUGGAAGGACAUUGAUGAAAUGAGAAGGUUUGGCUCUGCUGGUGGAACACAUACCGCUCCAGGCUGUUGUACGGUAGAAUUCUCCCCGCUUUAA
Molecule: messenger RNA, 829 nt
Organism: Ectocarpus siliculosus
Lineage: Eukaryota; Phaeophyceae; Ectocarpales; Ectocarpaceae
Source: the annotation of a GenBank genome assembly